AUGGGAGGUUGCUGUUGUUCUUCCAGAAGGCCGCCAUUUCAUGGAACUCCCGUGUAUUAUUACUUCCCCCCUUCAGAAGAGCAGGAGUCUCUAACGUCUCACGAUGGGGUUGCAACCGUGCUUUCUUCCGGACUAUUAAUCGAUUUAAAUCUUAAUAUGUCGAUACCCGACACUUACCGAUCACCACCUGCACCAAUCCCCUAUGAUGUGGUCUUGGGCCAGCCUCAAUCCACGGGCUCCGAGCCUUGUGGUAGUUUUGAGAAGCCCAAUUUUGUGGGCCCAAAUGACGAAAAUCACCAUUUGCUCUCUCCAAGGAAGAUUGAUAUUGGGCUUGUUAAGCUCAACACUUUCAAUGUUGCAGCAGAAAACGAUGAGGAUUGUUGUCCUACUUGUCUUGAAGAAUAUGAUGCUGAAAAUCCUAAAAUCAUGACAAAAUGCAAGCAUAACUUCCAUCUCUCUUGCAUCCUUGAGUGGAUGGAAAGAAGUGAAACUUGUCCCAUCUGUGAUCAGGAAAUGAUAUAUGAAAUUCUCUGA
Striga hermonthica is the source of this 534-nucleotide messenger RNA. NCBI's taxonomy places the organism in Eukaryota, Viridiplantae, Streptophyta, Magnoliopsida, Lamiales, Orobanchaceae. The record is from the annotation of a GenBank genome assembly.